Messenger RNA from Clavispora lusitaniae ATCC 42720, 531 nucleotides. The record is from RefSeq and is a predicted model, not a curated record. Lineage: Eukaryota; Fungi; Ascomycota; Pichiomycetes; Serinales; Metschnikowiaceae.
AUGGGUGUUUCGUAUGUUGCUCUUAUGAUUGGUAUCAUGAUUGGUGCUGCAUUCUUCAUUCCAUUCAUCUACAGACGAUUCACAAAGAAGCUUUUGGUCGGCGAACAAGUGCAACCAGAAGUUUUCCUCCCCAUGACAAUUUUGGGUUCUAUCCUUAUGCCUAUUGGUAUCUUCAUAUUUGGCUGGACUAGUGCUCCAGAUAUCCACUGGAUUGCCCCAAUGAUUGGUACAGCUGUCUUUGCUGCAGGUGCCUUCAUUGUAUUCCAGACUCUCUUCAACUACUUGAGUAUGUCCUUCUGGAGAUACUUGGCAUCUGUGUUUGCCGGUAACGACUUGUUCAGAAGUAUUAUGGCUGGUGCAUUCCCAUUGUUUGGCAGAGCGUUGUUCAUCAACUUGAAGAACGAGAGAUUUAGAGUUGGAUGGGGUUCUACUGUUUUGGCUUGUUUGUGUGUGGUCAUGGUGGCUAUUCCCGUGCUCUUUUACUUGAACGGUCCUAAGUUGAGGGCAAGAUCCAAGUACUCUGGAUUUUAA